Messenger RNA from Glycine soja, 828 nucleotides. RefSeq lists its product as uncharacterized. Gene Ontology annotation, molecular function: zinc ion binding; nucleic acid binding. The coding region runs from base 81 to 809 and encodes 242 amino acids. The transcript has 2 exons. The record is from RefSeq and is a predicted model, not a curated record. NCBI's taxonomy places the organism in Eukaryota, Viridiplantae, Streptophyta, Magnoliopsida, Fabales, Fabaceae.
AUAUUCAAUGUGAUGUUCCCGAACUCAAAGGAGAUAACUAUAAGAUAUGGAAGGAGAGAAUUCUUUUACAAUUGGGGUGGAUGGACAUAGAUUAUGCUAUAAGGAAAGACGAACCACCUGCAAUCACAAAUGAAAGUAGCCCAGCUGACGUUGCGCUAUAUGAGCGGUGGGAACGAUCCAACCGGCUCAGCGUGAUGUUCAUUAAGACUAAAAUCUCGGCUGGGAUACGUGGUUCUGUUGACCAGCAUGAAAAGGUCCGAGACUUGCUUAAGGCCAUUGAUGACCAGUUCAUCACUUCAGAUAAGACUUUAGCAAGCACCUUGAUCAUGAAGUUUUCUUCUCUUCGGCUCACCAGUGUGAAAGGUGUGCGUGAGUACAUCAUGAAAAUGCGAGAUAUUUCAGCUCAACUUAAGAAACUAGAGGUUGAUAUGUCUGAGUCCUUCCUAGUGCAUUUCAUUUUGAACACCCUUCCGCAUGAAUAUGGGCCAUUUAAGAUUUCCUACAACACACAUAAAGAUAAAUGGUCUAUCAAUGAAUUAAUGACCAUGUGUGUUCAGGAAGAAGAAAGGCUUGUAAUGGAGAUGGGUGAGAGUGCACUACUGACUACUGCUUAUAGGAAGAACAAAGCAAUUAAGUCUCAAGCUUAUCAGAAGGGGAAUGGUAAAAUACCACCUCAAGCUGAUAUUAAGAAGGUGGCAAAGUGUUUCUUUUGCAAGAAGAAGGGACACAUGAAAAAGAAUUGCCCCGGAUUCCAGAAAUGGCUUGAGAAGAAAGGGUAUGCAAAACCUAAGGAAACCAGUGGGAAGUGAGCAAAGCAUUUUAUCAGGC